CCUGUUAAGCUGCGAACGUGCUGCCAGAGCUCUGCAUCUCUCGGCUCCCACGGUAGUUGCAGCAGCCAUCGGGCGACGGCCGUAAGCCGCGGCGCUGUCUUCCCUCCGACCGCCCCCAAAGAGGCGUGGCAAGAGAGAGGCAUCAGCCAUGGUGGUCGCAGGCGAUCUACCCUUGCCGAAUCCCGGCGCACCAUCUGCUCGUGUAGCCUCACCUGCGAACCCUAGCGCCAAAGAGGAGGGCGAAAUUUCCUCUGGCGAAAACGCUGAAUUGCCUACUAUAAUUGCUGCAUUUAAUAACAAAGAGAUAUCUGAACCAAUUCUUGUUUCAUCAAGGAACAAACUUGUUAGAUAUUCUUCGACAGGUCAUACUUCCCUUGUACCCAAUACAAAGUUUCACACUUCCAAUAAAAAGUAUUAUAGGAAAACAUUGAAGACAAAGCAGAUUCCUUUCAAAUCAAUCAAUAACCGUACUCUUUCUUGGCACAAAAAAGUAUCAGAUGAUAACCUUGUAAUAAGAUUUUCAGAUGAUGACAGUGGAACUGACUCUGGAGAUUCUAAAUCUGUAGCAUCCAUUGAAAAGAAUGAUCAUGCAGCUAGAUUACUCAAGUUUAAGAUGCCAAUAACCUCUUCACAUAGACAAGAAAUGCUGCAACAAUCAACACUACAUGAUGAAGGAUUCAUGUCAAAGAAAGGAGUAGCAGGGCCUGCAUUUUCAAAUAUUGGGAAAACCAAUGGUUCUAAGUUCGGUAAUCAAAUUUCUUCAUCUGAUAAGGUGGAGGACAUUCAAAAACAAAUUGCUGCCUUAAAGACUUCUAUAGGACAGGUAAAUGGCAACUUUCAGGAUACAAGCUUAGCUGAUACUGCAGCAGAAAGUUUGCGCCAUAAAAUUUCUCCAAGGGAAAAUGAAUGUAAGGUUCAAACAAAGACACUAUUUGAAAGCGUAGAUAUAGUCUCUGGUUCCACAAAUAAUGGUUUUGAGCAGCCAAAUCAGAAGUUAGGCAACCAAGCAAUACAUAGUGAUGGAGCUAAAGCUGCUAAUGCUAAAAGACUUCCCCUUGGUGUUCGACCAACAAAACGCUUGAAGGUUGAUAGACCUUUAGAGCCUGUCCAUGCCUCUGAUGAUGCCCUUCGAUUUCAAAAAUAUUCUAACACACAUCUAGAAGGAUCUCAUCAGCCUCUACUUAAGGGACAAAGUGGUUUCUUUGCAGUGAGAAGUGGACUUAACUGUGAUGAAACAAAAAAAACUUUGUCCUUAAGUAAUGAAGGAAUUGGCAGGAAGCAUGGUCAAGUGAAUGAAAAUGCAGCUAUAUGUUUUAAAGCUCCACAUAUAGGAGCAAAAGAAACCAUUUUACCUUUGUCUUGUGCUACAUUGUCUCCAUAUUCAGACCCUGAUAUGAAUUCCAAGCAAGAAGCCAAGAAUGAUAUCACUGCUGAUGCCUCAUGCAGCUAUGCAAAGUCUGCAAUGGGGCCUGUGUUGUUGGCUUCGGAUGUUUUAGAUCAAAGCUCAUAUUUGGUUCAACAAGUACCUGGUGUCGAGGAGAGGGUUCCUGAAUGGGGUAUCUUUAGUUUGGAAUCUUUAUUGGAGUUGGAGCAGUCGCAAGAUAGGGAGUUGGAAGAGGCACAGGAGUUUAGACGGAGGUGUGAACUAAAAGAAAGGCUUGCACUCAAGGCUUAUAGGAAAGCACAAAAAGAUUUGAUCAAUGCUAACAAGAAAUGUGCCAUUCUAUAUAGGAAUAGAGAAACUAUCACAGCUAAGCUUCAGACUUUGAUGCUGGAGUCUUCCAAUUCUGUGUGGCGAUCAAGCAAACAGGGUCAUGCUGAACGCAUACAUUCUAAAUUUGGCUACCAUGUACCAGCUGAAGGUCAGGCAUCAGAGGUUUUGUAUGACAAAAAUCAUGGUUUGCUAAAUGAGGCUUCUCUUGAUGUAUCUUUAAGAAUGAUGAAUAAGCAUGGCUCUUGUUCUAACCAGUAUUCAGAACAUGAUGAUAACAAAUCGGACCAUAGAGAGAAAAAUGCUACCAAUGGACUUAGCAUUCCCGUUUCAUUUCCAAAUAUGUCUACAGAUGAUGACAAAGAAAAUCUAGUUUUUGAUAAGAGAGACGUGGAGUCAAAUUUGGCUUGCUCACCAAAUGUUGAAAAUCAUGCAGAAGGAAGUUAUGAUUUGGAUACCAAGAAAGAGGGAAAUUCUCAUGAUUAUGAUCUGGAAGCUGUCCUAAGGUCUAAACUGGUUGCUAAGUUCGGUAUGAAGACAUUUUGUAAGAAUGAUGACAUGAGCAGUGUUCCAUGCCAAGUUCAUCAUGCAGUUAACAAUAACAAAAAGAGAUCCAAUACUUCUGUCAAUCAGCAAAUACAGCAGCAGACGAUCAUUCAAAUUUGUAAUUCUGAAGAUCCUGCUAGGGUGGAAGGAAUAAUGAAAUUGAGCUCUGUUAAGCAUUGUGAUCAAUCUCAGCGAAAUGAAUUUUCCUCUGAAGUUGAAGCUCAAAAGACUGAUAAUCCUAAAGAGGGAAGUAGCUUUCUAAAAGUAUCUCACUGGUUAAUUUGCCGGUCUAUUUUAUCGCCAUCUUCCUCAAUUCUGCAUAACGUGUUGCCACUUGUGAAGUUUAUUGUCAUUUCUUAUCAUAAUCGGGAUACCGAAGAAAAAGGUGCUUGGCCAGUGCAUGAAUCUCAAAAAGUUUUUUGUAAGCCAGAUAAAAUUGAUGCUUACACAAGAGAGAGUGGUACAGGCAGCAUGUGUGAUAUUUUAAUUGAUCCUUUCUGGCCAUUUUGCAUGUUUGAGCUCAGAGGAAAAUGCAAUAAUGAUGAAUGCCCAUGGCAACAUGUCAAACAAAACACUAAGAGAAGUUUAAAACGAGGACUUCUGGUUGCUCCUAAAUCAGAUUCCUAUUUCCACACUCUAACUGCUGAGAUGUUGCAAAACGGCUUGGAGCCAACUCAUGGUUUCAGCAAAGACUUUCUUCCCAUCCCUGCUUAUUAUAUUGGUGCAAGUCUUGUAAAAGUUGAGUCACACUUCUAUCAUUCAGUACUGGCUCGUAGCAUGUGGAAAUAUUGGCAACCAGGAUUUUCUGCCUCCUUUGCUAUACCUUUCUCAUUCCAGAGAAUUCUUCCUCAAGAUGCUCCAUUCUUACAAAUAGGUGAUGGUGCCAUGGUUGAUUAUGAUAAUUGGAGUAGUCAGUCCUGGUAUCUUCAGAGCCACAAUGCUAAGACAAAAAGAAUAAUACAAGGGCUACCAGAUUCUGAUCAAUCCUUGGAGUUAGCACUUAGUCUCUUUUGUGGAAAAUUUUAUAAAUCUGAGAAGAAGAAGGCUUUUGCCAUCUUAUCACGAGCAAUUGAGUCUGAUCCCAGUUCUACAAUCCUUUGGGUUGUUUAUUUGCAUAUUUUUUACAUGAAGGAGAAGGGCAUCGGGAAAGAUGAUAUGCUUCUCCAUGCUGUGCAACACAAUUCAUCUUCAUAUGACCUUUGGCUAAUGUAUGUUAACAGCAGAGUGAAACUUGAUGAUCGGCUGAAUGCAUACAAUAAUGCAUUGAGAACUUUAUGCCAGGUGAAAUUGACGUGCGACAAGGAAAAAAGAAGUAGAAGUGCACAUGUUUUGGAUAUUUUCCUGCAAAUGGUUGAUUGUUUGCGUAUGUGUGGCAAUGUGGACAAGGCAGUUCAGAGAAUUUGCCAACUUGUUAGUUCAUCAGAUUCUGACCUUUCUAGUGAUUCAAUGCUCCCUGAACUUCUGUCUUUUUUGACAGUUCCCGACAAAUGCAUUUUUUUGAUUUGUUGUGUAUAUGUGGUGAUGUAUAAGAAACUCCCACAAGAAGUUGUACAUAAUUUUGAGUUAGAAAAGGAUUUUCCAUUCAGUAUUGAAUGGCCUUUGAUCCAGCUAACAAUUGAAGAAACAAAUAUGGUAGGCAAUCUGAUGAAAUUUGCUAUAGGAAAGGUGGGUCUUGAUGCAGAUGCAGCUCCUCAGAGAAGCGAUAGAACUGCUCUUAGAUCUCUGCACUUCUUAGCAGUUAGCCACGUCAGACUUUCUGCUAUACUUUAUGGUCUUCAACAUUCUGAGGAAUUGUUGGUAAAAUACAUAGAAUUAUACCCAACUUGUCUCGAACUUCUUUUGUUCAAAGUACGGUCACAAGGAAAUUGCAAAUUUGAUGCAUUUUGGCAAGGUUUUCAGGAAAUACUUGAUAUCUGGCCAGCAGAAGUCCCUGGUAUUCAAUGUCUUUGGAACCAAUGCCUAGAGCAUGCCUUGUUGCAAGGAAAUGAUUGUGCAGAAAAGCUGAUCGCACAGUGGUUUCAGCAAUUUGGGGAACUCAACAACCCCCAAUUUAGAAUUAUAUGCGAUGAAAAUGUUGGUCUUUGCAGGUCAUCCAAACAGCAGUUAGUUGUUGAGUCUACUGAUAAUCACACUGAGGUGGAUGAAAAAAUGUUUGCAUUACUAAAUCUCUCUCUUCACAGGUUGUCAAAUAAUGAUGUUGAAAGAGCUUUUAGUGCAGUUGAUGAAGCCCUAAAGUUGUGUUCUGCAAAAUACUAUGACCACUGUUUGAGAGAGCACACUGCAAUGUCUCUCUUAAAAGAGUCAGAGUUCCAAAGCAAUACUCGUCUCACUAUGUUGUGUCUUUUAAGAAAUUAUGUAGCUGACACUCGCUUUUUUCGUACUCUAGAACUGUUAUCUAGACAAUAUUACAAAACUAUUAGGAAACCAAGAAUAAGACAUUUGAUUGAUGAGAUCAUGGGUUCAGUUCCCGGUGAUUUUUCUCUUAUCAAUUCAGUGCUUGAAGUAUGUUAUGGCCCAACAUUUAUUCCUGAAACAAUUGAAUCCAAGGAACUUGUUGAUUUUGUUGAAACCCUAAUGGCACUUACACCAGCAAACUACCAGUUAGCAUUGUCAGUAUACAGGUUCACUACUAGAAACUUUUGUGACUCUGGCACUGCUUAUGAUGGAAUUAUAUUCUGGGCUAGCUCCAUUUUAUUAAACUCAAUAUUUCAGGCUGUCCCAGCAGCACCAGAAAAUGUAUGGAUUGAAGCUGCUGAUCUCUUGGGAAAUUCGGUAGCAAAGGGAGUUGCUGAAAGAUUCUAUCAGCAGGCUCUUUCAGUCUAUCCUUUCUCCCUUAAGCUCUGGAAAUCCUACUUUGAUCUCGCUAAACUGAUGGGAAAGACAGAUGCAGUUAUAGAGGCUGCAAGAGAAAGGGGCCUUGAAAUGAAUAUUGAUCCAUAUUACUAGUUUGCCUUUGCACUAACCUUGCAAUACUUUCGUCCGAGCUCAAUGAUGACGGUGGUGUAUGUUUCUGAUUUGAACUCACUGUGGCUCAGAGUUAUCUUGGAUUUUUCCCCACUUCCUAUAGCAAAUGAUGUUGAUAAAUUGCACAUGUCAUACUCGAUCAAAGAUUUUGUUUUCUCUUCUAAGAGGAGGGUUUAACCAAGUAGCAUGUCGCUAGGUCAAUAGAUUAAAGAUAUAAGAAAGGGAAAAUUUAAUUCCCUGAUGAGAGGAAUACCAUUCCUCACACUUUCACUGUCCAAAUGUAUGGAAUGCUAGCUAGCAAGUAUAAAAGUUGCAUUGCAGGUUUUGUCAUCUAAUACAGUUUGUUUAUUUCAUUGAAAGAACUAACAGUUUGGAUCAAUGCCUUCCAUAAAAAUGCCGCUUUUGGAACCGUACGCAAGAGAGGAACCACUGUCCAUUUAUUGCAUUGCUUGUCUGCCUUAUACACCAUUUUUAUCCACUCUUUGUUUCUGUUUGUAAUAUGUAUUUUACAAAACUUUUGUGUUACAACCUUCUAACUCCGGUCGAGGAACCUGAUGGCUGAUGGAGGAGAAUGAUUCAGUAGCAUCAGAGCACCUUUGUUUUACAAGUCAAACGAGAGAAUUUUCUAAAGUUUGAAUGUUUCCUCCUCAUAAGCACAAAGAUUAAAUAUGGACGCAGGAGCAACUGUUUCUAAGUUGGUAAGAAUACAAUAUCAAAAUUAGUCUUCACGAUUUAUCUGUCUAUAUCUUAUAAUCAAUGAUAUUAGAUUUUUUAUACAAUUUAUCUGUUUAUAUCUUAUCCAUACUAGACUUUUUAAUAUUUAAGACGGGUGAUAUUCACUUUACAAUAUCGCCAAUGAGAACUUGUAUCAACCAAGCUACACAAGGAUGAAAUGGAAGUUGAGCAAAUUAACUAGGCAAAUCACAUUUAAAAAUCCUUCUUUCCAAUCAGUACGAUCUUUCCCUAAUAAUUGCAAACUCGACCUAUUCCUCAGCCUCAUCCACGAAUUCACCACCCGUGACCGAAGAACAUCACGACAAAUUCCCCUUCACGGGCUGCACAUCAUCACUAUAAACCUCACCCCUACUGCAACAGCUCACUGUGAGCAAAUAGCCAAUCAAAAUGGCGUCGUCAAAGCUCUGUAGCAGCGCCGGCGUGCCAUUCGCUUUCGUAGCGGCCGUGGUGCUCCUGGCGGUGGCACGCGAAGGGUGGGCUCAGACGAGCCUGUGCAACAUGAGCGAGGACGGGAUGACGGCGUGCAGGCCGAGCAUCAGCGCCGCGAGGCCGCCGGCGCCGGAGGAGAAGCCGGCGGAGGCCUGCUGCUUGGCGCUGAAGCAGGCCAACCUGACGUGCCUGUGCUCGUACAAGAACUCCGACCUGCUGCCCUUCUUGGGCAUCGAUCCAAAGCUGGCGAUGCAGCUCCCAGCCAAGUGCAACAUCGCUCCUCCCCAGCAAUGCUGAUAAGGAGCAGAUUUGGUUGUCCUGUCCGUGCUUUUGCCUCUUGUCUGUAUCUGUUUUUCUUCGUUGAAUUGUCAAAUGUAUCUUUACUAGAAAGACAACUGUCGUUCGUAUUUA
Molecule: messenger RNA, 6796 nt
Organism: Zingiber officinale
Lineage: Eukaryota; Viridiplantae; Streptophyta; Magnoliopsida; Zingiberales; Zingiberaceae
Exons: 10
Coding region: 149-5203 (1684 amino acids)
Cellular component (GO): exosome (RNase complex); nucleus
Source: RefSeq, a predicted model, not a curated record